Molecule: messenger RNA, 1840 nt
Organism: Conger conger (European conger)
Lineage: Eukaryota; Metazoa; Chordata; Actinopteri; Anguilliformes; Congridae
Product: tripartite motif-containing protein 16-like
Exons: 6
Coding region: 1-1653 (550 amino acids)
Molecular function (GO): zinc ion binding; protein binding
Source: RefSeq, a predicted model, not a curated record
AUGGCUGAAGGUGGAGUUUUACUGGAUCAGGACCAGUUCAGCUGUUCAAUCUGCCUGGAUCUACUGAAGGAUCCGGUGACUAUUCCCUGUGGACACAGUUACUGUUUUGGCUGUAUUAAGGACUACUGGGUUCAGAAUGAUCAAACUGGUGUCUAUAGCUGUCCCCAGUGUAGAGAGACCUUCACUCCAAAGCCUGUUUUAAGAAAAAACACCAUGCUGGCUGAAGUGGUGGAGAAACUGAAUAAGACAGGACUCCAAGCUGCUCUUCCUGCUCACUGUUACACUGGACCUGGAGACGUGGUGUGUGAUGUCUGCACUGGGGAAAAGGGCAAAGCCGUCAAGUCCUGUCUGGUGUGCCUGGCCUCUUACUGUGAAACUCACCUCGAACUUCAUGAUGAACUCAACCCAGGUAAGAGACACAAGCUGACUGAUGCCUCUGGAAACCUGCAGGAGAAGAUCUGCUCUCGUCAUGACAAACUGCUGGAGAUUUACUGUCAGACUGAUCAGCAGUGUAUCUGUUAUCUGUGUACAAUGGAUGAACACAGAGGCCAUAAAACAGUCUCAGCUGCAGCAGAAUGGACUGAGAAACAGAAGCAGCUGGGGGUGACACGGGGUGAAUUCCAGCAGAGAAUCCAGGAGAGAGAGAAGGAGCUGCAGGAUCUGAGACAGGUUGUGCAGUCACUCAAGCGCUCUGCACAGGCAGCAGUGGAGGACAGUGAGAGGAUCUUUACUGAGCUGAUCCGCUCCAUUGAGAGAAGGUGCUCUGAGAUGAAACAGCAUAUCAGAGAUCAGGAGAAGGCUGAAGUGAGUCGGGCUGAUGGACUCCUGGAGCGACUGGAGCAGGAGAUUGCUGAGCUGAGGAGGAGAGACGCUGAGCUGGAGCAGCUUUCACACACAGAGGAUCACAUCCAUUUCCUCCUGAGCUGUCAGUCUCUCUGUGUCCCUCCUGGACCUGAAGACUUUCCCAGCUUCACAGUGAGCCCACAUGUCGAUUUUGAGGCUGUGAGGAAAUCUGUCUCUGAACUGAAAGAGCAACUAGAGGACUUCUACAAUGGGGAAUUCAGCAAAAUCUCUCAAACAGUGAAAGACGUCCAUAUCCUCGAGCCCAGGACCAGAGAGGACUUCUUACAAUAUUCCUGUCAGCUCACACUGGACCCCAACACAGCACAUAAACGCCUCUGCCUGUCUGAGGGGGACAGAAAGGUGACCCAUAUGAAAGUGAUCCAGUCAUAUCCAAAUCACCCAGAGAGAUUUGACUCCUGGGAGCAUGUGCUGUCCAGAGAGGGUCUGUCUGGAUGCUGUUACUGGGAGGCUGAGUGGAGUGGGGAUGGGGUUACUUUUGCAAUGUCAUACAAAGACAUCCGUAGGAAAGGGGAGGGUGAUGACUCUCAUCUGGGAUAUAAUAACAAGUCCUGGACUGUAUACUGCUCUCCCUCCAGAUUCUCUUUCACCCACAAUAGAAUGAGCACUGAAAUCCCUGUUCCUUCCUCGUCCUCCAGAAUAGGAGUGUACCUGGAUCACAGGGCAGGAACUCUGUCCUUCUACAGCGUCUCUGACACAAUGACCCUCCUGCACAGAUUCCAGUCCACAUUCACUCAGCCCCUCUAUGCUGGUUUUAGGGUUUGUCGUCUUGGAGCCUCUGUAAAACUGUGAUCUGUGAGGAGGCAGAGAGGGAAGGAAAGAUCAGAAUACUAGUGUACCUGCCCCCCCCCCAAACACACACACACACGCACACUGUAGUCAGAACAGCAGAAACCCUGCCCAUCUCCCCACUGCAGUCAGAACAGCAGAAACCCUGCCCAUCUCCCCACUGCAGUCAGAACAGCAGAAACCCUGCCCA